UCAGUCAGUCUCAAGUCUCAACUCUCAACUAAUAUGGCAAGUCCAUCCAAAAUCCAGUCCCAAAUAGAAAGAAACGUCAUCAAAACAAUGGGUGGCUUUGCCAGUAUGUUUCACGAUCAACAUCGGUGUGAUGUCCAGUUUCACUUCAAAGAUGGAAAAUCCAUUGGUGCCCACAUCUUAAUUCUGUCAAUCAGCAGCCCAGUAUUUUCUGCCAUGUUCCAGUCGGGUCUCUUAGAGUCUCAAACGCGUGAAGUGAACAUCAUUGACACUGAAUUGGACAUAUUCUGGCAACUUCUCGACUACCUGUACACUGGCAGCGCACCCAAACUCUCUGAUGAAAACAUCGCCAAACUACUCUUCGAGGCUGCGGAUAAAUACGCCGUCGAAAACCUUAAAAGUGAAUGUCUCGAGGCUCUGCAGGAACGAGUGAGACUUGACAACGUCGUCAACUUAAUGGUGUGGUCAGACUUCCGAUCAAUCAAAUCGGUUUUUGAUGUGGCAUUGGAAUUCACCGUUAACAAUUUUCGCAAGCUCAUUGUCCAAGCCGACUUCGAGGACUUUCUUAAGAGUUAUCCGGAUUUGUGUUUGAUGGUCAUGAAACGUGUCGCUCUCCUUAUUCCGUGUCAAUGCGACCCGAAUCAACCCGAAGAUGAGGAAAGCGGGGACGAAGAAGAAGAAGAUAAGGAGGAUGAAGAAGAAGAUGAGGAGGAUGAAGAAGAAGAUGAGGAUGAUGAAGCUGCCGAUGAUGAUUUUGACGUUGUUUCUCUUGCUGCCGAUGAUGAUUCUGACGAAAGCGACUAAUGUAGAUUCAGACAUUAUUCUGACCGAGUGAAUAGAAAGGUUUUUCGUUUCCUUGUCUCAUAAGUUUCUGUCAUAAAUUUCCCAGCUCUUUUUGUUUUGUCGCGGUUUUGCAUUGUCGUCGACGAAUUGUAAAUUUACUGCGAAGAUUGCAUCUAUAAGUAUUCUCGAAUUUCUUGUUUGUGGUUCUGCUGCUUCCACGUUCUGCACGUUCCAUCUCAAGAAUACGCAUAAAAUAAAAUAAACUUGCAAAUUACAA
This is a messenger RNA of Daphnia pulex (common water flea), 1057 nucleotides long. RefSeq names its product speckle-type POZ protein-like B. Gene Ontology annotation, cellular component: cytoplasm; nucleus. Gene Ontology annotation, biological process: proteasome-mediated ubiquitin-dependent protein catabolic process; regulation of proteolysis. Gene Ontology annotation, molecular function: ubiquitin protein ligase binding. The coding region runs from base 34 to 801 and encodes 255 amino acids. The transcript has 2 exons. NCBI's taxonomy places the organism in Eukaryota, Metazoa, Arthropoda, Branchiopoda, Diplostraca, Daphniidae. The record is from RefSeq and is a predicted model, not a curated record.